Nycticebus coucang (slow loris) is the source of this 364-nucleotide messenger RNA. RefSeq names its product SOSS complex subunit C-like. The transcript has a single exon. The record is from RefSeq and is a predicted model, not a curated record. Lineage: Eukaryota; Metazoa; Chordata; Mammalia; Primates; Lorisidae. Gene Ontology annotation, cellular component: SOSS complex; nucleus; nucleoplasm. The coding region runs from base 140 to 364 and encodes 74 amino acids. Gene Ontology annotation, biological process: DNA repair.
UAAAGUGCUGAUUGGUUGCCACUGGACAUAAUUGAAACGGAAUAGGAAGACGGUAGCAAAUCCUUCAGGACAAGGUUUUUAAAACAAAAACAGAGUUGCAAUCUUGGCAGAACUGGACAAAGAGAAAAGAAAAUUACUUAUGCUGAACCAGUCUUCAACAAAUCAUCCUGGAGCUAGCAUCGCACUCUCCAGACCUGCUCUGAAUAAGGACUUCCGGGAUCAUGCUGAGCCAGAGCACGUAGCAGCCCAGCAGAAGGCAGCUUGGCAGCAUGCUCAUGCACAUUCAUCUGGACACUUCAUAACUCAAGACUCUGCAUUUGGGAACCUUAUUCUUCCAGAUUUACCUCGCCUUGACCCAGGGUGA